Messenger RNA from Durusdinium trenchii, 408 nucleotides. The record is from the annotation of a GenBank genome assembly. Lineage: Eukaryota; Dinophyceae; Suessiales; Symbiodiniaceae.
AUGCCUGUUCUAUUCACGCACAGUACGAGUUGGACGCGCAGCGCCAAGCUCAGCCAGUCCCAACUCCAACAUGUGGAAGGCAACACUCAAACGACCUACGAUCGAGACCAGAGUGAAACGUACCUAAACCAUCCUAAACCCGACUCUCAAGAUCCGAUCUAUCUCGCAAAAAGCAUCAAAAAGCAACACCUGGCGGCUAGUAUCGGGUGUCACAGACUGAGGUCUGACGAAGCUUAUGCCAUCAUUCGGUGUGGUGUGGAUUCGGAGAUAUUCAAGAGCUUUAAACAGGAGUUGGUGAUAUAUCCCAGAUAUGAGAAGAGCACAGAGGACAAGAAACCGGAGAAGGCUGCUGCAAGCCCAUUGGUGUUGUCCUUUGUUCUCCUGGUUGGUGCCGUAGCCUAUUUGUGA